Molecule: messenger RNA, 2770 nt
Organism: Lactuca saligna
Lineage: Eukaryota; Viridiplantae; Streptophyta; Magnoliopsida; Asterales; Asteraceae
Source: the annotation of a GenBank genome assembly
AUGGCUGUUACUCGUAGUCCCUCCCAUUCUCAACCCCAACAACAUAAGGACGACGACGACGAUUUGCAACACCAAGAUCCAAAUCCCAUUCAAUCGAAAGAAGCCGAACAGUCACCACCGCGGCAACCACCAAAUUCUGAAACCCUAGAUCCCCCAAACCCUCAUCAAUCGCCCCUCCAUGAUGACGGAGUUCAGAAUCCUCAAAAAUCAGACAAAGACGAAGAAGCCCUGUUGACGCAUGAUGUAGACGAUCAACAAUCGCAACAAAAAGACGAUCAUCAAACAGGUAUGUCUCAUGCUACAAUUCCCGAACCAAUUGUACUUCCCGAAGAAACCAAAAACCCACCUCCAUCACCAGCACCACCACCACUUGCGUCACCAGUCAACCCCCAGCGCCGACUCAACAAACGCAAGAAAGCCUUUAACCGUAAUCCUCACAAACGCAAGAAACUUCAAAACCUAACCGAUAUCCUCCAACCCAUUCCCUUUAUACCAACCAAAAAAUUAGAUUUUGUUAAGCACGAGGAGGUUUUAAAGCGUUUAGGGUUAUACGAGUUUAGCAAAAUCGAGUUCGACCGUAGCAUAAGGACCGAUCUUGUUGUUCAGUUGAUCGUGAAUUAUGAUCAGAAGAAGCGCUGUAGUUACGUUAAUGAUGUCAGGUUAAAUCUGAAUAGGGCUGAAUUAUCUAGAACUCUAAAGCUGCCAGCACCGAGGCCAGAGAAAGGAAGCAGUAGCACUGUGGAGGAGGUCGAUUUGGAUUCCGAGGUGUUUUCCGAUGAAGCAAUUGGGUUCAUUGAUAAUUUCGUUUCAAGUUGGAUGCUUUUACAUGAGGAUUCAUGGGUUAUGCCACCGGAUUUAGCUAAAAUGACUAGAUGCGUUAAAGAUGGCCACCCUGAGAAAAUGGAUCCCGCUAGAUUGGUUUGGCAUAUGGUGGAGAAAGAACUAACUCAAGGAGAUAAGCUCGUUGAUUGCUACUAUGCAUCACAUUUGCAGUACCUCAUAAGGUCACAGCGCCCUGAGUUCUUCAUGGAUGAAGAUGAAGGUGUUGCUAAUGACAUUGCUGAAGAUGUAGAAGAGAAAGAAGAGAAACAAGAGAAACAAGAGGAAGAAGAGAAAGAAAGGAUAGAAGAAGAGAAUGAAGAGAAAAGUUUGAUAGUUGAAGAACAAGGUAUUGAGUUAACUUUAGGGUCUAAUGUGAAGGAAAUAGUACAAGAAGAGGUCAAGAAAGACGAUGAGGUCAUGGUGGAUGCCGAAGAACACAAGGAGGAUGAGGUGGUGGCGGAUGAGGUGGAGGAGGAGGUGGUGGAGGAGGUGGAGGAGGAGGAGGAGGAGGAAGAGGAGGAGGAACAAGGGAACUGGCUUUCGUCCGGGAAAAAUGAACCAGGCAACCAUUUUUUGCAGCGAUGUAAUAGUGAUUUGAACAACUAUGAAGAACAAAAGGUCGAAGAACUCGAAGAUGAAGAUGAAGAUGAACAAAUUCAACAAGUGGAGGAUGAAGAUGAUGAAGAAGAAGAAGAAGAAGAAGAAGAAGAAGGUGGCGAAAGAGCAGAUGAAAGAUUCAACAUGGAGGCGAAUGAUGAUUCUCUAGAUCGAGAUGGAUUAACUGGUAAUUUCCUUCAAGGAGUUGAAGCAUCUCACAAUCCUUUCAAUGGCAUGGAUCUUUUUGGGUCAAGAGAAGGUUCAUUCAUGUCUCAUGGUGGGCCCUCCUCUUUCUUCAACGGUGGCAAAAGAGUGAUGGAAACCGAAGAACACAUAACCCAUGUUGACCCAAAUCACAAAAGGUUAAAAACCGAUGAAAUUUGGGGUCAAAAACCAACCGAUUUCAAUACAUGCAUGGAUCAAAUGCAACAAUGGAUGGAAAAAGCCAAGAUGCUACACGAAUCAAAAGAACAAGCUUUCGAAAACUCCCAAUAUAAUCACGAAUUAGCAAUAAACCAGCUUCAAGAACGCCAAAACUACAUGGAAAUGUUGAUAAAGUCAAAAGAUGAAGAGUUAUCAAAGAAGCACACAGAAGUAUUUAGGCUUGAACGUGAGCUUUAUCUAAUGCGGGAUCUUGUAGCAGGGUAUAGACAGGCUUUGAAUGAUACUCGAUUUAAAUUCUCAGAGUAUAGGAAACGUUAUUCCCUUCAUGAGGAACCAAUUUACAAAGACGCGGGUCCCGGUGGUUUGGUUUUGAGUACACGGGAGUUGGAGAAACAACGGGUGAAACAAGAGGAAGAUCGUGUGAAGAUUCUUAAGAUGUUGAAGGAUCAUGAAGAAGAAUGUGUUUCUAAAUUGGGAAUGCAUCAUGAUAAGGUCUUGAAGAUGGCUGAUAAAUUGGUGUCUGUUGAGAAUGAAGUGAAGAAUCUCAAAGGAAUGUCUGUGGAACGGAAAUCGACUCGGGAUAAACCGGAAUUAGUUGUUGAAAGUGAAGAGAAACGGGAUGAAGGGGAAUUAUUGGGUGUGGCUGAAGUCCACCAGAAGUCAGUGGAGGAGGAUCAGGAAAUGUCUGUGGAGCCUGAAGUGGAUCAGAAGGUAGAAGAUGAAGUUAUGGAGAAUGAUGAAAAUGUCGAAAGCGUUCCUCUUCAUGCUGAUGAAUCAAAGGAAAAGGAAGGUGGUGAAGAUUGAAGUGAUUUUUUUUUGUUGUGAAGGGAAGAGGAAGAUAGUAAGUUUCGAUUGGUAAAUCUUGCUUUUGGUUUAGAAGUAAACACUACUUAUCAUUGAAUGUAGGGUUGGAUUAGUGACACAUGUCAAAAGUUUGUCUUAUAUCUUAUGUUAUGUUAUAUGUGAU